Plasmopara halstedii is the source of this 702-nucleotide messenger RNA. RefSeq names its product fha domain-interacting nucleolar. Gene Ontology annotation, biological process: maturation of LSU-rRNA from tricistronic rRNA transcript (SSU-rRNA, 5.8S rRNA, LSU-rRNA). Gene Ontology annotation, molecular function: RNA binding. NCBI's taxonomy places the organism in Eukaryota, Oomycota, Peronosporomycetes, Peronosporales, Peronosporaceae. The transcript has a single exon. The coding region runs from base 1 to 702 and encodes 233 amino acids. Gene Ontology annotation, cellular component: nucleolus. The record is from RefSeq and is a predicted model, not a curated record.
AUGGUGAGUAAGAAGGUCACGACCCAAUUAGAGAAGCUGCAGGGUGACGAGUGGGACUCGGACAGCGAUAUCGAAACUAACGAUGCCACUGCAUCCAGCACCUUUGAACCCAGCAAUGAUCUUGUAAAGCUUCCGUCACCUACAGAGGCUGUUGACAAUAAGUCCAAGAGCAAAAUGCAGCAAACUAACCACGCUGGGAAAAAGAAGGACAUGCCGUCGAAUGUUAUUUAUCUCGGCCGCAUCCCGCACGGCUUUUACGAAAAACAGAUGAUGGGCUUUUUCAAGCAAUUUGGCGUCGUGCGUCGUGUGCGUCUCUCACGUAACAAGCGCACAGGAAAUUCAAAGCAUUACGCUUUUAUUCAAUUUGAUGAGCCAGAGGUGGCACAAAUUGUUGCCAACACUAUGAACGAGUACCGACUUUUUGAUCACACACUCAAAUGCCAUGUUGUACCGUGGAAUGAUGUGCACGAGCGCAUGUUCAUUGGUGCCAACAAGGAGUUUAAACCUCUGCCACGUCAAGCCAUUUAUCGUAAUCGCCAUAAUGCAGAAAAGUCGUACGAACAAAUUGUGGUAAACAACAAGCGUCUUGUGACUAAGGAGCGUCAGAAGCGCAAGGUGUUUAAAGCGCUUGGAAUUGAAUAUGACUUUCCCGGUUACGAGUCGCAGUUGCCAGCCAAAAAACAACAUAUUGCAUUUACAUAA